Molecule: messenger RNA, 1329 nt
Organism: Lithohypha guttulata
Lineage: Eukaryota; Fungi; Ascomycota; Eurotiomycetes; Chaetothyriales; Trichomeriaceae
Exons: 2
Coding region: 1-1329 (442 amino acids)
Source: RefSeq, a predicted model, not a curated record
AUGUUUUCGCUGCGCGUGGCACUCUUGCUAGCAGUGGCACUUUUCCAGAUUGGCUCUUCUCAAGAAACACCAUCACAGGUUGUCGAAAGGAUACGCAAUGCCAACAACUUUCCAGCACUAGGUAUAGCACAACUCGAGGCUGAGACCACUGCCAUUGCGGUCUCUGGCGUUCGCAAAUAUGGAGCAGAAGCACGUGUUGAGACGAGUGACCCAUGGCACUUGGGCUCCCUUACAAAGUCAAUGACAGCAACGAUUCUAGCAUCGUACAUUGGUGAGGGUCUACUGACAUGGAACACAACACUAGCACAAGCACUCCCAGAGCUCCGCGACAUCAUGCACCCAGAACAUAGCAACACCACACUCGAGAUGCUCACAGCUCAAUACUCUGGUAUUAUCUCGUCGCAGCAAUCGAAUCGAACUUUCCUCCUCGAAUCACUUUACCAGCCAUCCUUCGAGCGUCGCGUCGAAGCUGUACGACGCGAACUUGCCAUUCCACCAACGUAUCAACCAAACACAAUCUACCUAUAUGACAACUUCAAUUACGUGAUAGCGGGACUGAUCAUGGAAAUACGCACGAACAAGACAUAUCCCGAAAUCAUUCAAGAACGACUCUUCACUCCCUUAGGUAUGACUGGGUGUGGUCUUGGACCUCUUCCAGAAACCUCAAACUCCUCGAUCGAUAGUCCCUGGCCACACUACCGGCUCAAUGACACGGAGCAGACACCAUUUCCUCUCGAGGGUUACGAUCUCGCGACCCGAGAUAAUCCACCUUUCUACGACCCUGCAGGCCGAGCACACUGUCCCCUGGAUUCUUACCUCCGCUACCUUCAGCUACACAUUAACGGCUCAAUCCCAGGCUCGACUCUACCAGCGCCAUACUCAACACUCACGCCAGCGGACUUUGCCUUCCUACAUACACCCUACGUCCUGAGCCCAUCCUACCCAUCUCGAAACACUUAUUCGUACACACCCGGCGGCUGGCUCAGUCGUCUUUCGAAUCCACAGCUCUUCUUUCACGAUGGGACCAAUACGUUCAACUACGGGUAUGCGUUUGUGCUUGCGAGUGGGAAUGCGAGUAGCAGUGGAGCAGGGGCUGUGAUGACAAAUAUUGGGCUAGAUAUCGAUGGAGAUGCUACUGUGGCGAGUGCGAUGAGAGGAAUCAUGGACAGUAUCGUCGAGGGUGAUACCAGUAUUUUAGGUGGAGCGGGUGAGAACGGAACAGCGCCCGUGGUAUCAGGAGGUGCUAGAAGGAUAGGUGCGAUGUAUCCUGCUCUGAGUAUUACGGGGAGUUGUACAUUGGUGGCAGGGCUUGUAGCUUUGUUGACUUAG